AUGGAAUCUGCCAUUCUUGAAUUGAUAAGCCAUAAUGACAUCACUGAUCCAAACCAGCUUCUCAGGCUCCUUAUUUUUCACUAUCCAUCCCUCAACCUUUCUUUCAAUCAUUAUGACCUAAUCACCGAUUCUCUAUCAAACCUCCGUUUAAGCCUCCCUUCAACAUCUUAUACUCCUUUUUCCCCACAGAAACCAUCGCUGUACUCUUCCUACGCCCGUUCUAUCAUUCCUGAUGAAAAUUUUAUCCAAAUUUGUCCUAACACGACCAGAUCUGACUGUACCUUGGAAUGUACUAGCGUACACUUUCAACCUAUUCUCAAGCCAUACUCUGAUCAUUCAUUCGGUCACUGCUCUUAUCUUAACACUUGCUACCCUUUCUACAACAACACCCCUCCUUCCCUCUCAAACGCUUUUCAAGCUACAAAGCUCAACAGCCCCAGAUUAGACCGUACUUGCAGAUAUUUGCAUUUUGAGCUGGAGCAGCCUACUCCUCCAACUAAAAGUCGCUAUACUGAUCUAGUUGAUGGUGAAUCUCUCAAUUACAGAUCAGAUUUGGAUAAGUUGCUCAAUAACAAGAGAUUUCCCGCCCAAUAUCUCAAUUGCGAUCUCAGAUCAUUCGAUUACAACACCCUCGGCAAGUUUCAAAUUAUUGUGGCCGACCCUCCUUGGGAUAUACAUAUGAGUUUACCCUAUGGUACUCUUACAGAUGAUGAAAUGCGUAAAAUGCCUAUGUCAACACUCUCAGAAGAAGGUACGCUUAUCUUUCUCUGGGUCACAGGCCGUGCUAUGGAUUUGGGCAGAGAAUGUCUUUCAAUUUGGGGCUUCAAAAGAGUCGAGGAAAUAGCCUGGGUGAAGAUCAACCAACUUCAGCGUCUGAUACGCACAGGUCGUACAGGACACUGGCUUAAUCACACUAAAGAGCAUUGUCUGGUCGGUAUCAAAGUGUCCGAAGAUGGUGUCGUCCGUUGGCCUGAGUGGUUGAACAAAGGCAUAGAUUGCGAUGUGAUAGUUAGCGAGGUACGCGAAACGAGUCGGAAACCAGACGAACUUUAUGGUAUGAUCGAGAGGUGCUGCCCUUCAGGUCGCAAAGUGGAGUUGUUCGGUCGGCGGCACAACGGACGUGAUGGUUGGCUCACAUUAGGAAAUCAGAUAGGGAAGGAUGUUGUACAUGACAAUGAUCUCGCAAGCAGGUUGAAUGCAAGGUGUGUAUGA
Molecule: messenger RNA, 1212 nt
Organism: Wallemia ichthyophaga EXF-994
Lineage: Eukaryota; Fungi; Basidiomycota; Wallemiomycetes; Wallemiales; Wallemiaceae
Product: N6-adenosine-methyltransferase 70 kDa subunit
Exons: 4
Coding region: 1-1212 (403 amino acids)
Cellular component (GO): RNA N6-methyladenosine methyltransferase complex; nucleus
Molecular function (GO): mRNA m(6)A methyltransferase activity; nucleic acid binding
Source: RefSeq, a predicted model, not a curated record